Molecule: messenger RNA, 2269 nt
Organism: Macadamia integrifolia
Lineage: Eukaryota; Viridiplantae; Streptophyta; Magnoliopsida; Proteales; Proteaceae
Product: anthocyanidin 3-O-glucosyltransferase 2-like
Exons: 2
Coding region: 209-1642 (477 amino acids)
Molecular function (GO): UDP-glycosyltransferase activity
Source: RefSeq, a predicted model, not a curated record
GACUCAAUUAGGUUUGGCCUGAAAUUGGCACCCUACUCCAAAUACACAUAAGACAAGUAUCUCUCUCUCUUCGCCAAAGCACUGAGAGCUCUGUUUGAUUCCUUAUACAUCUAUUACGAGAACUUCUAUCUUAUCAUUUUGGAUUUCCCACCCACCACAGCUUUCCCCACUUAAAACGCACCUGUACCUGAAGAAGAAGAAGAAGAAGAUGAUGGCGAAGAAACCUGAGCUCGUGUUCCUUCCAGCUACGCUCCCCGGCCACAUAGUCUCUGCAAUUGAGCUGGCAAAGCUCCUUAUCUCUCGAGAUGAUCGCCUUUCCAUCACAAUUCUUCUUAUCAAGUUUCCCAAUUCUCCCAGCUUGAACGCAACUGGAAUCACGUUCAUCGAACUGCCUCAGAUAGACCCACCUUCACCCAAUACGGCUCAAACCCCAGAAGCCAUCUUAUCCAUCUUCUUGGACAGCCACAAACCACUCGUCAAAGACACAAUCACCCAACUCUUCUUGUCCUCCUCCGAGUCGGACUCUAUGCCAACUCGGUCUCGAGACUCUAAACUCGUUGGGUUAGUUAUCGAUUUCUUCUGCACCACCAUGAUUGAUGUAGCCAACGAACUCGGUGUCCCUUCCUACCUCUUCUUCACUUCCACGGCACAUAUGCUCGGUGUCAUGCUUCACCUCCCAGUUCUCGAUGCCCAGAUACACACCGAUUUCGAGGAAUCGGAUACCGAGUUGAUCAUCCCGGGUUUUACAAACCCGGUCCCCCGACGAGUCUUGCCUCAGCCUAUGUGGACCAAGAACCAGGACGGAUACAGUUGGUACCUCUACCAUGCGCGCAGGUUUAGGGAAGCAAAGGGCAUUAUCGUAAAUACAUUUGAAGAGUUUGAAUCCCACGCGGUUCGCUCUUUAACAUCUGAUGGUCGAACCCCACCUUUGUACCCGGUUGGACCGUUAAUUGAUCUCGAGGGUCGGAUCCUAAAUCCUGAUCAGUCCCAAUUCGAGAACAUCAAGAGAUGGCUGGACGAUCAGCCGACGUCCACGGUGGUGUUCCUAUGCUUUGGCAGCUCCGGGAGCUUCAGUGCACCGCAGGUGAAGGAGAUCGCUCUCGGGCUAGAACGGAGCGGUCACCGGUUCCUGUGGUCAAUUCGAGAGCCACCACGGGAAAGAUUCACCCUUCCGGGUGAUUACACAAAUCCCGAAGAGGUUUUGCCGGAGGGGUUCUUGGAUCGGACGGCGGAGAGAGGGUUGCUGUGUGGAUGGGUCCCACAAGUUGCUGUGCUAGCGCACCGUGCGAUAGGUGGGUUUGUGUCACAUUGUGGGUGGAACUCGAUAAUGGAGAGCUUUUGGUUUGAUGUGCCCAUCGCAGGGUGGCCACUCUACGCGGAGCAGCACCUGAACGGGUUCGCGAUGGUGAAGGAGUUGGGAGGAUUAGUGGUGGAGUUGAAGAUGGAUUUUAGGGGAUGGGAUGAUGAUUUGGUGAUAGCGGAGGAGGUGGAGAAAGCUGUGAGGAAAUUGAUGGAUGCUGAUUGUGAGGUGAGAACGAAGGUUAAGGAUAUAAGUGAGAAGAGUAGGAGGGCUUUGAUGGACGGUAGAUCUUCAUUUAUCUCGUUGGAACGCUUUAUUAAGAAUCUAAUGGAGGAGAAUUGACAAUAAUGGAAUCGACGUAGGGAAUUUAGUUAACAAGGAAGCAGUAUCUUCAUGGUCAAGGGUGUAAGCCAGAUAAAGCCAGAAGUAGAGCUGAGACCAUUGUCGACGUUGUCCACUAUGUACAAGAUUAUUUCCAUCUCCAUCAGAGUAAUAAGAAUGAGAAGGAACAUCCUCCUCAUCCGGAAUUGGACAGUAUUCAAGUGACCGUAGACACAGCUUCAAGGAAAAUAAAUAAAGCAGGCAUGGGCUAGUAAUCAGAGAUAAAGAUGGGAGAUUCAUAUCAGCCAAGUCUAAGGUCAUUCAUUCAAGCAAAUGUAGCAAUUCUUUCUGAAGCAAAAGUGUUAAGUUUGUCUUGAAUUCUUGACCCGUUUUGAAGAUUGACCCGAUCCAACAUAUUUUGGUGGCGACUCGAAUAAGAAGUUUUCUCCGUGACCCGAUGGGUCGACCCGCAACUUGGAGUAUAUAUAAUGUACUUUUGCUUGUUGAAAAAGUCAUUGUAUUUUAGGGUUUUUCAAGCUAGAGUUUCAGGGUGAGUUUUCUCGUCGCUGCUUGUGUGUAAUCUCUCUUCUGCAUAGUAAAAUAUCUUCUUUUUCACCUGAGGAUGUAGACAUCACCCUGGUGUGUGAA